AUGGAGGACGACGAUAAAAAUCAUAUGAUUAUGAAUCCUUUUAAGACGCCGGAGAAGGAGUCUGAGGAACACGAGGAGUAUGAAAAUCAUGGUAAUGUUGAAGGACAUGGGAACGAGGGAAUUGCUUCUGCUGAAGAGGAAGAAGAGUUUGAGGAACGUUAUGAGCAUGAAAUAGAGCAAUCAGUGGCUGACUUUGUGGAUGAAGAGUUCUUUGGUCGAAAUACUAUUCCUGACAGCUCCGAUGAAGAGGAAGAUGAUUUUGAUACGAGGGAUAGAAAACGCAAGAAGACAUCAGAUGAUAAAUUAGAUGUGGGAACUACUUUCUGGUCGGGUUUUGAGUUCAAAGAGGCUGUCUUGGAUUAUGCUUUGAACAAAGGUAGAAACAUUCAGCAACAAAGAUGGGAUAAGACAAAGCUUAGCUUUAAGUGUGGUAUUAAGGGAAAAUGUAAAUGGAGGGUCUAUUGCUCAUAUGAUAAGUCAAGUCAGAAGUUGAUAGUGAAGACUCGGUACAAGUAUCAUAGCUGCACGCCUAAUGGAAAGUGUAAGCUUCGUAAAAGCCCGGUUAUAGCUAGAUUGUUUCUUGAUAAAUUGAGAGAGAACAGUGCUCUCAUGCCAGAGAAGAUUCAAGAACAGAUUAAAGAAAUUUGGAAACUGAUAGCAUCAAGAAAUCAAUGCAAAAGAGGAAGAACACUAGCAUUGAGAUGGCUUGAAAAGGAGUAUGCAGACCAGUUUGCGUACCUCAGAGGUUAUGUUAAAGAAAUUGAGAAGACCAACCCGGGUUCGAGUGUAUUUUUUGAUACUGUCCAUAAUGCUGCAGGAGAGGAUGUAUUUGAUCGGCUUUAUGUUUGCUUUGAAAACCUUAGAAGGUGUUGGAGAGGGACUUGUCGUCUGAUCAUAGGGCUUGAUGGCACGUUCUUAAAAGUCGCUGUGAAAGGUAUUUUACUAACUUCUGUAGGACGUGAUGGUAAUAAUCAAAUAUAUCCUUUCGCUUGGGCUGUGGGACUCAUAAGCGCUAUCAAAUCUGAGUUACCAAAGGCGGAGCAUAGACGAUGUGUGAAGCAUAUUGUAGAAAAUCUGAAGAAGAAGCACAAAAAUAAAGAUUUUCUGAAACCAAGGGUGUGGAAUCUAGCUUGGAGAUACAAUACUACAGAAUACAAGGAGAAACUCGAGAAGUUGAAAGACUAUAGCAUGUCUUUGUAUGAAGAUGUGAUGAAAGAGGAACCAAAGACUUGGUCCUUGGCGUAUUAUAGACUUGGAAGCUUUUGUGAUGAUGUUGACAACAAUGCCACUGAGUCAUUUAACGCUACUAUUACCGCAGCUAGAGCUAAGGCGAUCGUGCCCAUGUUGGAGACAAUUAGAGGGCAAGCAAUGCUAAGAAUCGCAAAAAGGAACAAAAAAUCAUUGAGGCGUCAAGAGAAAUUUACAAAGUAUGUGGUUAAAAUUCUUGAAUCUGAGAAAGAAGAUGCCGACAAGUGCAUCACCACUCCUUGUACUCAUGGUGUGUUUGAGGCACGUCUUUCAGAAACUACAUACGACGUUAACACUACUAGGAUGACAUGUACAUGUGGAACAUGUACAUGUGGAAAGUGGCAAAUCACAGGAAUACCUUGUGAACAUGCAUAUGGGACAAUGAUAGAUGCCAACUUAGAUGUGGAGAAAUAUAUAUCCGAAUUUUUUUCCACAAGUAUAUGGCAAAUGACUUAUAGUGACUCUAUCAAGACGGUUAGAGGACCAAGGUUUUGGAUGAAAAAGGGUUUGUACAGGUUAGUUGUUGAACCACCUGAGCCUUUACUUCCUGGGAGAAAAAAGAAAAAGAAGCAAAAGAAGUUUCCAAGAAUCAAAGGAAAACACGAAUCACCUAAGAAGAAAAACAAGAAACAAGCUGAAAAAAUUGGAAGACAAGGACGCACAAUGCAUUGCUCCAAAUGUGGAGAAGCUGGUCACAAUGCAGCUGGAUGUAAAAUCCACCCCAAGAAGAAAAUGAAGACUGAAUCGAAAGAGCAUACGCUAAAAGUUCUUCUGGUGCUGAAGUCAUUCAAGUGA
Molecule: messenger RNA, 2043 nt
Organism: Brassica oleracea var. oleracea
Lineage: Eukaryota; Viridiplantae; Streptophyta; Magnoliopsida; Brassicales; Brassicaceae
Exons: 4
Coding region: 1-2043 (680 amino acids)
Molecular function (GO): nucleic acid binding; zinc ion binding
Source: RefSeq, a predicted model, not a curated record